Molecule: messenger RNA, 1011 nt
Organism: Uncinocarpus reesii 1704
Lineage: Eukaryota; Fungi; Ascomycota; Eurotiomycetes; Onygenales; Onygenaceae
Exons: 3
Coding region: 1-1011 (336 amino acids)
Biological process (GO): signal transduction
Cellular component (GO): nucleotide-activated protein kinase complex; cytoplasm; nucleus
Molecular function (GO): protein kinase binding
Source: RefSeq, a predicted model, not a curated record
AUGGGAAACACUCCGUCGAAACCCCCCGGCCCCUCGCCGCAAUGGAACGACAAAAAGGUGAACCGGAGAUCAUCUAUUCAGGCACUAUCCGGGAGCAAGUCUGCAGCGGUCGACCCGUCUGCAUCCAAAGAGAGCGCCACGGGCCAAUACUCUCAGCGCCAGCACACGCCGGCUCACCAGAGGCUGCAGUCACGAACCAUUGCCGACACUCCAGCCCGUGGACAUGACAGACUGGAGCGGCGUACCUCCAAGAAGGAACGAGAUUACGAUGCUCGAAACAUCCCGAUCCACCCAAAACUGACCGAUGCCCCCGAGCCAGCAAGAGCCGUGCAGGUGCCGACCCCAGCCUCAUCGCAGCAGUAUCCAUAUGUAGGCGGCUAUGGACCGUCCAUCAACACCUACUAUGCGACGCCUUCCCAUCUUUCACGGCCGCCCCGGCUGCCUCUGCCGAUUGGCGAUGCGAUGUCGGUCCCUGGCUCGCCAAUCACAGCCAGUGGCUCGUUGGCUGCGGCCGCCGCUUUUGAUAGGGCCGAAGCUCAUCCUGACAAAUCAGCGCUGGGAGACAUUGUCGACGAUGAAGAUGAAGUGGUGGAUGAGCUGGAGCCCUUUGCGACCACUGGCCUUAAUAAGGCAGUGUCCACGCCCAUCGAGUGGAGAGGUGGCGGCGAGAAGGUUGAGAUCGAAAGCACACUGUUUUCCACCACUCUCAAGCUUCGGCCAGGGACACACCAUCUCAAGUUCAUUGUUGAUGGUGUCAUGAGGACAUCUGACAGCCUCCCCACUGCGGUUGAUUUCACCAACCACCUGGUCAACUACAUUGAAAUAAGCCCCGAUGAAAUGCCCCCUUCGCGCGGAAGCGAAAAGGCUCCAAAGAUUGUGAUCCCGCCAGGGCUUUAUCCCCCACAAGUGCUUCCUGACUCCUUACCCAUAGAAGAGCCAGAAAAAGAGGUCGACGAGGAGAUACAAAUCGGCGAUUUUCCAUCAAAAAUGGCGUGCUCGCCACGAGCGUGA